UAUUCCAUUGUUUCACCAUUAGUGGUACAAGAACAGAAUAAAAUAGUAGAAUAAUAUCACAAUAAAAUUGUCAGAAUAGUAGUUAAAUAAAAUAACAAAUUGAUAAGUUAUUAAAGUAGUAAUAUGGUGAAAUGAUAAAAGUGUAGCAGAGUGAAGUACUAGGAUUGUAGUGUAACAGAAUUAGCUAAAUAGAGAUAAAAUGAUAUAGUGAAACAGCAAAAUAGUACAAUAGUAUAGUGAAAUAAUACAAUAGUAUGUUGGUAAAAUAGUGGAAAUAUAGUAGUUUAGGAAAAUGGUGCAAUAGUGAUGUAGUAUAAGGGUGAAAUAAAAGCACUGAGAUAUAAUGAAUUAGUAGAAUAGUAGAAUAGGAAUAUAGUAAAAACAGCAGAAUGAUAGAAUAGUGAAACAAUAGUAGUCCAAUAGCAUGUACAGUAAAAUAUUGCAAUUGUACAAUAAUUAAAUAAUGGAAGAGUGAAAUAGUGACUUAGUAGAAUAGUAGAACAGUAAGGAUGUCAAGUUAGUACAAUGACAGAAUGGUACAAUAGUACAAUACAACAUACAUAUAAUAGUAAAGUAGUACAGUAGUACAAUAUCAGAAUAAUAGAAGAGUAGGGUAGUAACAUAAUAUAACAGUAGAACAAUAAAAUAGUAGACCAACAUUAUCGUUAAAUAGCAACAUAGUAAAACUAAAACACUAGUUACAUAGUAAAAUAUUAAAAUUACAGAAUAAUGAAAUAGUGACACAUCGCAAGUGUAAAUUAGCAUAAUACUGAUAUACUAACAUAUUAAAUGAGUAGAGCAGUUAUAGUAAAGUCGUUUUAAACAAAUAGAAUGCUGAAACAGUAGUAUAGUAGAACACUGUAGUACUAGUAUAAUCAGUACAGUAACAAAAUUAUAAAAUAAUGAAAUUGCAAUAUAAUAAAACAGUAAAACAGUAUAUUAGUAUAACAGUAGAAAAAUAAACUAAUGACCCAAUUUAAUCUCUUAGUUAUCUUCUAAAGAAUAGUUUAGGUUGUGUACUCUAUAUUACCAAGUAAUAAUACAACAAAUAAAAUUGUAAAACACAUAACUAACAAUUGGCAUUUCAGUUGCAAUGGUCAUUAUAAAACUGCUUUCAUGCAGGCACAUCAUCGAUCCACUACAAAAACAACACUCUAUAACGCAAUAAAGUACCUAUAAAUAUAUGAGGCACAAGGCCCUAUUACAUUUGAUUACAAAACAGAAUUCGAAUAGCCACCACUGUGAACGUACAUCGAAGCGUAGUAACUUGUAGGUGUAGGCGCAACAGACACAAUGAAAGCAUUUUCGAGCGACCUUCUGCUGGAGAAGUAGCUUCUGCAGAGGGUUCGAUGUUGGUGAGGGUAGCUGCCGGUUGAAUGGCAGCGGAGAGUCAGUUUGUUCAGGGACUGCACGCGGUGCGUUCGCUUGUUUAAUGUCAGUGAAUUUCAUGCCUUGCUGUCACCAUUUAACUCACGUUUCUCACGUCAACGUGCACGGAAAGUGUUCAAGUUUCCCCUUGCUUUCUUUGUUUCAUGCCAUGUGACUACGUUUCGUUCGCUUCCGCGUAUGGUUUACGAGUUUCGAGACGUAUCGACAAUAACAAGGUGUAAAGUACUCUAGCUUGUCAAAAGUUGAAAAGACAUUGCAACACGUGCAAUGAUGUCAUACGAAUACCCUCAUCCGGUUUCCAGGACGUAUCAAUAUAAAAAAAUAACAAAACCAUUGUUGGAAAGAAAACGACGUGCUCGAAUAAACAAAUGCCUUGACGAGCUGAAAAAUCUUAUGAUAGAUGCUUUAGAGACGGAAGGGGAGGACAUCAGUAAACUGGAGAAAGCGGACAUUCUGGAGCUGACUGUGCGCCAUUUACAAAGGCUACAAGGAUCGCAGCCUUCCGUAUUACCGGCCACGAUGGCGAAUAACGCAGAGGUGUCGGCCGAAAGUCGGUGGCUGUCCGGUUUCGGCCACUGUGCAGCUGAGGCGUACAGAUUUCUCUCGGCUCUUCCAGGUGAAGGUGCGGAAAGGUUAGCCAGACACCUCGCAGCUGGUCUUCAGAAGAGCCGACAAACGAAUUCGUCGUUGAAAACGAACCUGCUCACUCAGAUUUUAGCGAACUUGAACCUCAAAGUUGACUUGGCGUCGCCUGCUCUCGUGAAUCCUGCGAUCGAAGACAACAGGGUGACAUCCACAAGCCAAAACGUUAUCAAUUAUGCAAAUACAACUACCGAAACAACGACCUUGAACCUCUCCACUCGGCGUAAUUCAACGACAAUGAUCGAGGAUACUGAAGCAGUAGACGAGGAUGGUUCUCGAAUAAAGGACUCGAGAGAACAACGCGCAGCGAAGAGGGUGAAAACGGAAAUGAAAAUCGAAGACGACGAAGAGAUCGACGUGGAACGAGUUGACGAAGCUGAUCCCAUGUGGAGACCGUGGUAGCUGCGGACAUCGAUUUUAACCCUUUGUAAUUGUUUGUUAUGUAAAUCUUUCUACUGGGGAUGAGAGUUUUGAGUUACAACUUGAUUUGGGAAUCAAUUUGAGAAAUUCAGAAACAGUGGAUGAUUAAAAAAUUGGGAAAUUUGAAAAUUUAGGAGUGUGAAAGGUU
Megachile rotundata (alfalfa leafcutting bee) is the source of this 2599-nucleotide messenger RNA. RefSeq names its product enhancer of split mbeta protein. Lineage: Eukaryota; Metazoa; Arthropoda; Insecta; Hymenoptera; Megachilidae. Gene Ontology annotation, biological process: regulation of DNA-templated transcription. The record is from RefSeq and is a predicted model, not a curated record. Gene Ontology annotation, molecular function: DNA binding; protein dimerization activity.